AUGGACCUAAGGAACAGAAGCACAGUGACAGAGUUUAUCGUCUUGGGCUUUGAGCAGAGCUCCCUUUCCACUCAGGCAUUGCUCUUUGCCCUCUUCCUAGUCCUCUAUAGCCUGGCCAUGGCCAUGAAUGGCCUCAUUAUCUUCAUCACCAGGACAGACCCCAGGUUUAGCCCCAUGCAAAUCUUCCUUGGCCACCUAUCCUCCCUGGGUAUCUGCUUCAUCACCAAUAUUCCACAGAUGCUGGUCCACCUCAUGGUCAAGAACCACACUCUCUCUUUUGCCAUCUGCUUGACCCAAAUGUACCUGGUUUUUGGUGUGGGUGUGGCUGAGUGCAUCCUGCUGGCUUUUAUGACCUAUGAUCCUUACGUUGCUACCCGCUCUCCACUUAGUUACACUCAGAUCAUGAGUCAGCAGGUCUUUGUGAAGCUGGUGAGUAUUGCCUGAUUCUUUAGGCUGAUCAAUGGCAUCCUGCUUGACUAUAUGACAUUUCAUGGUCCAUUUUGUAGAGACAACCACAUAAAAAGCUUCUUCUUAUGGAGACACCCCCCUCCCCCGUUUAGUCUGAGGGUAAUCUUUGCUGAUGUCAUCUUGGUGCUGCUCAGCCUCGUGGUGCUCACUGUCAUCUCGUAUGCCUGCAUCCUGGCCUCCAUCCUUGGCAGAGCCCCCUCCUCAGGUCGGGGGAAGACCUUCUUAACUUGCACCUCCCAUUUGACUGUGGUCAUCUUUUUCUAUGCCUUGGCCACGUUCUCCUGUAUGAUCCCCUGCAGCAUACAUGGCCUUUACAAAGACAAGCCUUUCUCCCUCCUCUGCACUAUCAUCACCCCCAUGUGAAACCCCAUCAUCUACAAUUUUUGAAACAAGGAAAUGAAAGGGGCCAUGGUGAAGGCCUUUAGGAGGGCCCGCCUGGCCCAGACAGAGUCUGUCUAG
Molecule: messenger RNA, 927 nt
Organism: Miniopterus natalensis
Lineage: Eukaryota; Metazoa; Chordata; Mammalia; Chiroptera; Miniopteridae
Gene: OR10AD1
Product: olfactory receptor family 10 subfamily AD member 1
Biological process (GO): G protein-coupled receptor signaling pathway
Cellular component (GO): membrane
Molecular function (GO): olfactory receptor activity; G protein-coupled receptor activity
Source: RefSeq, a predicted model, not a curated record